Saprolegnia diclina VS20 is the source of this 555-nucleotide messenger RNA. RefSeq lists its product as hypothetical. Bases 1 to 555 code for a protein of 184 amino acids. NCBI's taxonomy places the organism in Eukaryota, Oomycota, Saprolegniomycetes, Saprolegniales, Saprolegniaceae. The record is from RefSeq and is a predicted model, not a curated record. The transcript is spliced from 2 exons.
AUGUGCUCGUGGGGCUCGUCGACGCAGCAGGCCAAGUUUUACAAGGGCACGCUCGCCGAUACGCCGUGGAACCAGGACCUCUUGUGGCGCUGCCACGUCGCCAAAGAAGACAUCCAAACGAAAGCGCACGACGGUGAGCUCCCGCCGACAGACGCGAUGAAGCGGCUGCGCGGUCAGCGAAUGAAGCUCGGCGUCACGGGCACGCUCAUUCCGGAUGUGACGCCGCGUGUGCAGACCAUUGUCGGGCGACGGCCAGCGUCGUCGUCGGGGCAAUCUCGGUCGACGUCAUCCUUCUGCUCGCGAUCGUCGCUUAGUCCAGCAUCGUCCACGUACUCGAUGGAGUCGACGCUCUCGUUGCAGCACCGGUUGGAGGCCAAGGUCCAAGCCGAGACGGCCAAGGUCACGAGUCAGCUCGCGAGUCUUCAAGCCGAGCUCCGCGACGAGGCGCGGCAGCGCCAAGCGGCCGAGCGCACGAUUCUAUUGCUCUGUGCCAAGCUCCACGUGCGCGACCACAAUCAUAUUCGCCUUGCUAAGAAAUCGAAUCAAUAUAUUUAA